AUGUGUUAUUGUAACACCUUCUCGGAGAACCCUGAAAUCACCUGGAUACUUAAGGAUGAAAAGGCAUACGGAAUCAUCCAGGACCACAUCUCCAAUGCCCUCCUAAUGAGAACUGGAGACCUCAUCAGCUCCAAGAAGUUAUUUGACAAACUUGUUUCACUCCAUCAGACAUCCAACAUUGCCUUGGCUUUCGAUUUAUUCCAGCAACUCACCAAAUUGUCCUGGGAUGGAACAUCAGCUAUUAAGGACCACAUUGUGAAAAUCCGGACUAUUGAUUCGCACCUCUCCAGAAUGAAAUUAGGAGCUGAUACCAAAUUCAUGGCUUUUGCUCUUCUGCAAUCUCUUCCAUGCACUCCUGAAUGGCAAAUAUUUCAGUCAUCCGUAAUCAACACAAUUGAAGAAGAUAAACUUACCUUUCAUGCAGUUGAGAUCUGGAUCACUGAAAAGUUGCACAACAGUCAGGAAUAG
Molecule: messenger RNA, 468 nt
Organism: Serpula lacrymans var. lacrymans S7.9
Lineage: Eukaryota; Fungi; Basidiomycota; Agaricomycetes; Boletales; Serpulaceae
Exons: 1
Coding region: 1-468 (155 amino acids)
Source: RefSeq, a predicted model, not a curated record